AUGGAAAUGGAGAUAGACACUGAUCCAAGCCCCGCACACCAGCGCUCCUCCCGCAAGCACCUACGAUCCAGCGACGAUGAUGACUCAGAUUGGAGCUCAGAUAUCUCUGGACAAUUCGACGAUGCCGAAGAGGCGCAAGCAGACGCAGACGGUCACCGAUCGCCGGCAGCGAAGCUGAGCAAACGACGUCGCUCGAACGACUGGCCGUUGCCCGAAGAAGCCGCUGAUUACGGAUCCCAUGAGCGCCGCACCCAACGCGGUGAAAACGGGAGUCUCAACGUGAGCGCGAAUGGCGCAGGCUACAAGGUUUCGCCCCGCGCUUCACCUCGUGGCUCGCUGGCUUCGCUGCGCGCUCGUCAUGCCGCGGCAUCUGCUUCCGGCCCGCGCCGUCCCAGAGGACGGACAUCGCGAUUCAUCGAAGCGACUAUGAGUGAUAGUGUCAGCGAAAAGCCGCCCAGUAUCUACCUCCAGGAAAACAAACAGGCUGGCAUUCAGCACCGCUCAUCUGGGAUUUUUCGUUUUGGGAAGGCUAUUGCCUCGGCAUUUAAUCCCUUCGGUGGAUGGGGCAGAAACUCUGAGGGAUCGCCGAAUAAGUCGCCGCAGAAGGAUGUCAUCAGUCAGGCGGAGAAGGCCUAUGCGGAAUUAAAGGAGGCUGGCUACCAGGGAACCAAUAAGGGUCAUUACACUGAGGAUCUUGGUGUCAACACUGCUCUCGCCGACCAGACUUGGCGGUCGAUCCAGCACAAGAUGGAAUACAGCUCUCCAGUCAAAGACCCGUAUCACCACGCAAUUGAAGAAAACCGUGGUGCGCCAUCACGUUCUGAGUCUUCAGCUUCCAAACGCUCCUCCCUUCAUGAUCUUCGCCUGACGAAGUCAUUCUUCAAAUCCCCAUCUGCUUCCCCGGCAGUGUAUUGCGAUAGAACUUCCGAUGAAUACGAGCCGACUGGACUGCGCAAGCAACCCUCCCGCAGGGAACUCUCGCGCCAAACCAAGCUGCUCAAGAAAGUUAGCAACCUCGAGGAGAAGCUGCAACGUGCCCGGCGGGAGCUUCGUGAACUCACAGGCAACGAGGAGCGGGCCCCAGUACCUACAGCCCAAGCAAAUAUUCUCAAUGCCGAGAUGGAUCCCGCAUUGUUCCCAAGGAAGUUCGUCCCUGGUGCCCUUCCCUCUCUACCGUCUGAAAGGCUUCUGGAUCAACAAGCCGCAGAAAACAAGGCGUCUGGAUCUGAAGCGGCCAAUCUGACGGCCCUGUCAUCCAUUGAAGACCGUGAAAAUUUCUCCUUCGAAGAACCAAGACCCCCUCAAACCCCGGCUAAAGCUCAAAGUCCAAAAUGGCGCUCAAAAGGGACACAGCCGGCGUCAAUGGGUAAGGACCGCUCCCGUAAACGGAAGUCUUCCAUUCCUGAAUCUAUCGAUAGUGGGAGCCCUCCUCAGCCCUGUCCGAAGAAGGGCAUCGACGACCCCGAUCUCGCCAUGCUGAUUGACUCCGGUCUACUGAGUCCAUCCGGAAAACCGAAAUGGCCGAAAUCCGAGGCCGGCGAGAGCCCUGGAUCGGCCAAGCGCAAGCAAGCCAUCAACCACGCAGCCCCCUCAACCGAAACCGAAGAAAGUAAUGCAGGAGGAAAUACAAGUGCCACGAGCAACAUCAAAAGGUCUCCCUACGUUCAACCCCGAAAAGUCCCCGGAACCACCCGCUCACCAAGUUCCAAGCCCACAACCCCUAUCCGCAUGAAGAAGAGUCAGCCCAGUCUGCGCCCGGUAUCUUCGCCUGCCGCUGUCUCGGACGACGAUUCCCGCUCCACCAUCUGGUCUACACCUCUUCCUGCUCCGCCAAGUGACUCCCACCGCGAAGCCUUCUAUCACCACUCACAACGCCAGCUCAACCCUGAUCGUAGCCCUCACACCCCGACGCGGUCGAAGACAAGUCCUAGUCGGAGACGAUCUGGAUAUCUCCGUGACGACGAUAUUCCGCCCGUACCGCCCCUCCCUGAAGCACUUCGCUCGAGUGCUGCCAAAGUCAAAGUCAAAGUGAAUAGGCCAGCCAAAAAGAGACCUGUGUCUGCCCCUGUGUUUUCUACGUCACCUUCUACUGUGGAUUCUAUGAUUUCUGGCCUUGAAGAUUACCAAUGGCCUGACGAUAUCUUCUAA
Messenger RNA from Penicillium psychrosexuale, 2148 nucleotides. RefSeq names its product putative nuclear RNA binding protein. The record is from RefSeq and is a predicted model, not a curated record. Lineage: Eukaryota; Fungi; Ascomycota; Eurotiomycetes; Eurotiales; Aspergillaceae. The transcript has a single exon. Bases 1 to 2148 code for a protein of 715 amino acids.